AUGGCAGUGGUGAAAACCCCCAGCAGAGAACUAAACAGUGCCAAAGAACCAUUUACUAACGUAUCUCCCCUCCUUUUGAGGAGCCUCGUGGAGGAGCCUAAGAAAAGAACUCCAGUACCUAAUCACCUUCUAGAAUCAAAGGUUUAUGCAAAACUUCUGAAUAAUACGGUCAUACAGGCAAAACCUGGCGUAGUGCAUUUUGGAGGCUAUCAAGUAGAAGAACAACACCAACAGAUUCUGCAUCUGGUCAAUAUUUCCAAUGAAGACACACAUGUGCAUAUUUUACCCCCUCAAACCGAAUACUUUCAGAUCAAGUAUGUGAAAAAGGAACACCACCUUGUCCCCGGCUUGUCCCUCACAAUCACCAUUACAUUUUCUCCGGAUGAGUGGCGAUACUAUUACGACUGCAUUCGGGUUCACUGUAAGGGAGAUGACACUUUGCUCAUUCCUAUCCAUGCCUAUCCUGUCAUGAACACACUGGACUUUCCCUCAUUUAUAAAUCUAUCAGAUGUUCUCCUUGGUGAAAGCAAAAAAUAUGUUAUCCCUUUACAGUGCAGCUGCCCUAUAGAUUUCGAGUUUCAUAUCACUCUGAUUCAGUCUCAUGAAGCCUUUACCGUUGACCCGUUAUCAGGACUAAUCCCGGCUAACGGGAAGAUGAAUGUGACCGUGAAGUUCACACCAUUUCACUAUGGGAUUGCGCAAAUAAAAAUGCAGCUAUGGAUCUCACAGUUCAACUCUCAACCAUACGAAUGUGUCUUCACCGGAACAUGCUGUCCCAACGUGGCUUUACCAUUAGAAGAAUUUGAAAGAUUAAAUGCUCUUUCUAAGAGAGUGGAUGUUCCUCCAGAAAAGGCAAUGACACACAUAAAUUUUCACCGCCUGCCACCAAAAAUAAAGCCCCCAAAGAUUAAGGAAAUUGAAUAUCAUGACUUGAGAUUUCCAGUGGAUUUAUCAAAUCCGUUUGCUGUGGCAACUGUUUUAAACCAAGAACCAGGGAAAUUGAAGAUUAAAGAAUUAAGAGAAGGGUUCAUCUGCAUCAUAGCAUCUAUCGGGGCUUUGUUGCUUUUCAUGGCUGCAUACUAUGCCGUUUUGGCCCACAUCCUUGGCAGUGCCUGCUUUGUUGCUGCUGUCAUCAUCGUCACUGACAUCUUCGUGGGUGUGACGCAGGUGCACCUUGGUAAAGAUCAUGUGUCUUUAAAAUUUAAAAAAGACCUUAUUGAAGAGCGGCAAAGAGAAAACGCCAAAUACAAGCUAGAUAGAGGAGAUCCCAUUUUGGAUGAGGAAUUUCAGCGCCUCAAGACAGAAGUCAGCCACAAACGGGUUGUUCAUAAUCUGGAAGAAAAAAUCAAGGAAUUGCAUCCUAAUUUUGAUCCACUCAUUAAUAAUACUUGGGUCAACAGGUUCAGGGCGCAAAGGCGGUUUCAACAAGCAGCCCGCAAGAUCAUGGUUCAUCGGAGGUUACUCAUUAUGCUGAGUGCUAUUCAUAACAUGGACAGAGAGACCAUAAUCAGAAAGCUCAGCCAAGGAAGACAGACAAUAACAUCAGAUAAGAAUUCGUCCAGACACCUCCUGUCCCAGAUCAGUCGAGAUGAUUAUUCCAGCUCGUUCUUUGUCUCACCCAAGAAAGUGCUGCCCUUCGCCUUCCCAUCCUACAGUCCUCCUCAGAGCUCCAACGAGUUGGCUCCUGAUGGCCUUGGACCAGUCCCAAUUAAAUCUUCGGAAAUCCAAAUCAAGCAGAGUUACUCUUUCUUCAAUCUGCAGGUUCCUCAGCUGUACAAAAUUAAAGGGUAUCAGCCAUUCUGUGUCCAGAGAUCGUCAACGAGCUACAGACCUCAAAAGCUUGCUCGAACCCUGAAGCAAGGGGCUGAGGAUGAAGCCACCACCAUCAUAACUCUGCCCAAGCAGGACGCCACAACUCAGCUCCCUGGCAAGACCUCGGUCUUGGGCAUGAAACCACCUGAGGCCUUAGCCAGGUCUCCAGAUUAUGACCCGCUUUAUAUUUUUAAUCCCAACCCAGGAUUAUUUCCUGUGAUGCACCCUCUGACCUACGCAGAAACCUUGAUAGAUUACCAUCUGUGCCCUCACCCCAAGUACAAGUUCAUCAAGGAGUCCCACAGGGGGUCCAGCAUUCCUCACACCCAAAAGCAGUUUCUUCAUCACACGGACAUUAUUCCUGGAAUAAUGAACUGGUGCAAGUUCCAGCCCCUGGCCCUCUCAUUCCUGCCAGAAACUUCGAAGACAGAGACUACACAGAGAUGUGAUCCCUUCAAUUCCGUUAUGCUUCCUAUAAAUGCCCCCGCCGUUCUUGAGGCCCUACCAGAAGAAGACAGGUUGGAAACAGCAGAACGUGAGCUCUGCGAACAGAAUAUAGAAGUUAUACUGACUCCAGAAAUAAUUGAAGCAGAAUUCCCUAUCUUGGACCACAAGGACACCAAAAAGGAGAAAGAGGCCAAAGAACAAGCACAGCCAGAGGAGAAGGCGGGAGAAAAGGUGCUGGAGGAGAUGAAGCUUCUGCAGAACAAAGCUCUCAACUCGUACCUGAUUCUAGGAUAA
Messenger RNA from Puma concolor (puma), 2553 nucleotides. NCBI's taxonomy places the organism in Eukaryota, Metazoa, Chordata, Mammalia, Carnivora, Felidae. The record is from RefSeq and is a predicted model, not a curated record.